Bemisia tabaci is the source of this 7396-nucleotide messenger RNA. RefSeq names its product HUWE1-associated protein modifying stress responses. The record is from RefSeq and is a predicted model, not a curated record. NCBI's taxonomy places the organism in Eukaryota, Metazoa, Arthropoda, Insecta, Hemiptera, Aleyrodidae.
CCUUGGUGUGUUGUUCUUAUUGUUAGAAGUACUGAGAUAAUUAUUCCUUCUUAGUCUCUUGCCUAAUGGAAAUCUUUAAUCCUCUCGUAUUUAGUUGAGAUCUCCUUCCAAUUAUUUUAGUUUUUAUCUUCACAGUGCAGUGAAUUCCUCCAUUCGAAUGAUGAACGAUAAUGUGAAUCGUGAAGAUCCCAACAUUUGGAUUUCUCACUGGGAACAGCAGUGUAUUGACCAUCUUGAAGAUGAGCCUGACUAUGAAAGCCAACUCCAAACUGAAAGAGAUUUAGCCUCCCAUAAAGCUUGGACAAAUUUUCAGAGUGCUGCGACCGCUGUCGCUCAAUUAUACCGAGACCGUCUUCAUGAAGCACCUUCUCUGUGGCAACCUUUCCAGGCAGCUGCUGGCAGUGUGACAACUUUGUACAAAGAUACGACAGAAGCAAUGAAAAGAGCUGGUGAACUUGGUAUGCAGUGUGGUUAUCAGCGUAGGAACAAGGAGCUCUUGAAUUGGGCAAGGAAGAAACGAAAAACCAUCUGUCGAGAAGAUCUCAUUUCAUAUUUAGCAGGAAAGCCUCUGCCCCCUCGGUCACAUCAUACCCAUUUCAGGAGUUCGCCACGUCCACGACUUGUAGUGACAAGCUCUAUCGACAAUUCAGGACACAAUAGCCGAAGUAACGUUUACCUACCAAAUAAUUUCAGUAUCUCAAAUUCAUCUGUUUCAACACCUGGUGAUGAGAAUUUUGUUAUGUUUAAAGAAGCACUCUCACAUCCUAGUGCUAAUAACGUUAGUAUAUUUCGUAGAAGUCGUGGUGCAGAACUCUGUGCAUUUGUAUCUAAUGAAAUCGCACGCAACUGUGGUGUCAAGAGAAACAGUAGUAGUCCAACAAUGGAUGUCAAUAUGGACUCUCCUACUCAGACAAAGCGACCGCGAUACAUGUAGUCACUCUAUUGUAGCAGUGACAAGCAGUUCAGUGUUCAUUUGUCAAGGUAUUUAAUAAUAAAAAUAAUAAUAUAAAAAGAAUAGAGUUGGGCUGAGUCAAUUUCUGAGAGAGGUUUUUCCUUUUUGUUUUUCUAUUCAAUCGUCGUAACCAAGCUUUUGCAAACUGUUUGUCUGUCGUUUUAAGGGGUAACUUGAUAAAGUUAGAUUUAGUUAUUAAAUUUUUAACUUGCUCUUGUGUUGCCUUUUUUGUGAUUUUUUCUCAGUUUUAUGACUCACGUCAAUAACAUUUUUUUCAAACAUCGUUAUCUCCACCUAAGAAACAAUUUUAUGGAAGUAGGAUUCUAAAAACCUGAUAAAAUAGUGAGAGAGGAACUGUCUUUUUCAUUGUGAGUGAGAUGCCUGUAGACAGUAAAUUUCUGAUUGCUGCCCCAGAGCCAUCUUGCAUCAGGUUCGGUUAGGGGAAGGAAAACCAAUUCGUUUUGACCGCUAUUUAACAUUUAUAUGUAUUUUUCCAAGGCCGUUAAUGCCAUUUUUCAACUUUGGCUGAAAAAGAGGACUACAAUAAAAAAAAUUGCUGUGUUCACCUUUUUCUGCUUAUCCAUGUACUUAUUUUCAGGCUCACCUUGUUGCCUCAUCUUGUCCUCCUUCAAAUUAGCAAUGAAAUCAUUAUUACACACUACCGUACCAGUUUUUCAGUAUUUACAGUCCAAGUAGAUUCCUAAUUUCGCCUUGAAGAUAAUCCUCUGUGACUAGUAUUUUACUGAUAUUUAAUUUCUCUGCGACAUUAAAACGACUUACGGAUUUGGGUUCUUUUUGGAGAUUGAAUGGUUGACAGAUUAUCUAAUUGCUGGUGAUCUAGAAUCCUAUUAAUGGCAUAAGUCAAUGAGUACUUUUUCAGAAUCAAACCUUGCACCUUCUGUAAUUGUACAUUUUACCGUAUCGUUUCAUCCAGCAUUAUCUUAUCAGAAAUUGUAAUUUAACUUUUUAAACUAAUUUGACAAGAUUAAUGUGCUGAUGUAUUUAUGUCAGGAGUUUCAUCAAAUUAAAGUCAAAUUACCUUGUCAGCAUCUAGAGUUUGACGUAAGAUUGUUGUCUUAACUCUCAUAUUGAAAUGGAAUCCAAAAAUCACAAUGGCAGAUCCUGCCAUGGUUUUAAAGGUGGCAGACUAAUUUCGUGUAGGCUUUAAUGUGAUUAUUUGAGAUCUGGUUAUGGUUAUAGAUCGGUCAAGUUUUGUUGUGGAUACUUCUAAAUCAGACCGUCGAAGUUGAUCUUUAGGCAUUUUUCAAUUAACUUUUUUUCUUCCUUAAACAUUAGUUCAAAUUCUUUGUUGCUUCUCAUGACGGAAUUUUGAAGAAACUGUCAGAAGUUGAAAAAUUUACAAUUUUUUUCAUAACUGCAUUGCUGACAUUUUUCUUUCAGCAUUUUGAUUGAGGCAUUCAGAGUAUAUGGCAGGAAGGUAAGGAAACCUCGUUGUUCUUGUUGUUCAGCUUGUGAAACAGCUUGACUUUCUCUUCCUUCUUGCCUGUCUUGUCGAGGGAUAAUCUGAACGACAGUUCCUUUCUCAGAUCUCCAGUAUAAUGCAUAGUUUUGACUGAAAGAUACUCCUGACAUUCUGUAAGAUCUACCUCUGUGUGCAGUACGCAUAAUUUGUCAGUAUGAGAGUUUUUAAUUCGGAGUAGAUAAUCAGAAUAGGUAUUCAGCCCAACUCUGUGAUGUACUAUUUAAGAAUUUCUUUCAGAAGUGUGUAUAAAAAAUUAACUUAAGGUCCAUUGUUUCUCAGAAAUUUUGUCUCUCAUAACGCUUUUAUUUCUUUGUACCCUCCCCCUCGAUUUCCUUGAGUGUUAAAACAUCUUCUCUGUUCAUAUAUAUUUUGAGCUGAAACAAUACUUAACGAUGCAAGUUACACCAAUACUGUCAUCAAAUUUCAAACAUAUGCCUUGAAAUUUGCACCGUUGCAAACAGAAUUCAUCCAUCAUCACUUUGAACUCAAUAUGAGCCAAUUUUAAAGCCAACAAUGAUUAUUAUUCAGUGAUGUUAAGAAGUCGUACUCAGUCUUCAUGUGCCAAUUUGAUCUAACACUCCCUAGUCCUGUGAGCUAUGUGAUUUUUUUUCCAAGGAUCCAGCUGUUAUUCUUAUAGGCAAAUUUUGUUCAAAAUCUUCCUUUUGUAAAAUAAUGUAUAUCAUCUAAAAAACAAUACCAUCUAAGUGCAAUUUCCAAGAUCUCUUUUUGGAGUCUGAAAAACAUCAUAUUCAUAACAUGUAGGAAGAUGUAGACCGAUAGUAAAGUUUUUGAUCACUACUACAGCACUACUUUGUGAAGUUCCAUUUUUGUUGUUGACAACGGUUUAGAUGUCUGUUUUAUCGUAUUAUCAUGACCACUGUAGCUCUUGUAUGCGCCAGGGAUUUCCGAUUUAACACUCUCUUUUAUGCAAAAUUUUGCAAGAAAUCCGAUGGUGCCACUGGCUUUUUCUGAAACAAACUUCCAACCUCAAAAAAGCUCUCAAAGUUGAGUUCGCAAUGAAGGAGAUCUCCCUUGCUAUGCUGAGAGUGUACCUCUAUAUCCAUUCAGUCAAACUCCCUAUGUCCAGUUAGGGAGCAAAUUUUUCAGCAGGGUUGCCACUUUGUUUGAGAACUCCAAGAUUGGAACUACGGCAACUCUCCUAAUGUUUUUUCCCUGCACCUGUGCAUGGGGAGUUUGCAUAGAAUACAUAGAGUUGUAAUGUAAGUAGGAGCGCUGGUGCCAUGUUCUGGUCAAUGAGUUGCGAGCGCGGUGUGCGCCAGGCUUUAGUCACUUUUUCGAGACAUUUUUUACCCAAAAUGGGGUUGUAGAAUAUGUAAUAAUUCAUAUCAUCUUUGUUUACAUCGGAGGGACGGGUCCCCACUUAUCAAAAGCAGUCGAUUUAUGUAUCAAAAAAGGGACCCGACAUGAUACAGGCAUCUUGCAAUUUGAGGCCUGGGGAAUGCUUAAAUGUGGUGCCAGCUCUCCCAUUUACAUCACGACUCUAUGUAAUUUAAAACCAGUAGCACUAUCUUGCUUCUUGCAAAAUUUUACACAAGAGAAUGCACUUUAAUUGCAAAUCCCUGACUCAUGUUAGAACUCCAUGCUGGCCGAAUUGAUCAUAGUCAUUUUGUCCUAGGUUCUUUGUUUUUGUAGGGAUGUCAUGCUUAUUUCUUGUGACUAAAAAAUAGUGAAUCACCGUACAUAUGUUAGAUUGAUAGCCUAUAUAUCAAUACAUACUCUUUCUGUAACUUCUGAACCUCUCCCAAGUAAGUCAACGCUAUAUUUAUCAAGGCUGUAUGGAAAUUGCUUUUCCAGGCAGAUUAAAAAAAAAGUUGCUGUUGGCUCCUGUGUCAACCCAAGAAAAUGUUGAUAGUAUCUUUUGUAACCCUGCCCAUCAAAAGGGUAAGAUCAGAAAAAUCCUUUUUUUUCUUUUCUUCAUUUCUGUCCAUCUGAGGAUAUCCGUUCUAAUUAAUUCUCAAUAGCGCAAAAAUCAAUCCCUCAAUAUCUUAAAGUGAUUUAGUUUUUAUUUUGAUCAAGGAAGAUGGUAGCAAACUAAUGUUAUGCUGAACAACAGAAACUAUGUUGUUUAUGAGGGCAGUAUUUGUGUGUAAAUUUCUUGUAUAUUUUUGUGCAUAACAUUUUUUUUAAUGACCCUCAAUGCUCAAAGAAAAAAGUUUGAAUCGGGUGGUACAAGUUGUUACUUUUAUUUUAAUUAUUUAUUUCUCUAAUUUUUUUAGUUUUUAAAUGUUGUCUUGUUUUUUAUUAUAUAUUUUAUUGUUAUUGCAAUUACUUGAUUAAGAAUUCAAAACUCCAACUAAAUUUGUGUCUCUAGGGGUUUUUCUUCCUUUUUUCAAUCAAAUUUCUUCUGUUUUCCGUAAUCCCCAAUUUAUUUAUCAUUAAUUUUACUCCUGGCUCCCCCCCCCCCCCUCUCUUUUCUCUUGGUGAUUUCUAUCUCACGUACCCAAAAAUCUGUCCAAUUUUGAGCAGUUUUAACUGGAUAAGUUUGUACCACAGAUUCCUGUGUAUUAUUUGUUAAGGGAUCCUUUGUUUCUCAGUCCAUUUUUUUUUUUUUUUUUUUUUUUUUUUUUGUGCUUCAAUAUUUUUAAUUUCUAUUCAAUAUUAUUUUCUGUACAGUUUUUAUGAAUCAGUUGUUAAUGCGUUAAUUUUUGAGUAACGUUUCUAAUAUGCUCAGCAUAAAGUCUCAAACUUGCAAAAGUAGAAGGUACAAAUCGAAAGACAUGUCCUUACAAGAAUUCAAUGAAGUAAGUGAAGUAUAUUCUCUAUAAUAAUAUACAGCAUUGAGCAAUAGCUCUAUUUUUUUAUUUUUUUUAAAAUUAUUCCCUGUUCAAUUUUUGGCUUGGCAAUUAGAUUGUCCUAAAUUUUCGCUAAUUUAUCCGUGCUGAAUUAUUAUUUUCCUCUUUCGAAUUGUAACAUAAUUAAUAAGAAAUGAGUUUUCGAAAAGUUCUGACCCUUUUGCUGGAAUCACAAGUUGAAUUUGGCAGCUGAAUAUGGGAGUCAACAAUCAUCGCUCAAAAGCUGAAAUUUCGUAAAGUCGAGUCGUUGUCAUUCAGAUUUGUAUCAAAUCCAUUCGAAUAGUUCAGACAAACUGAUAACUGCUGAGCUCCGAUCCUCAUCGGUGACGCGCAAAAUUCAGGCAUUGGACUGAUGACCUCCUCAUUCAAGCCACAUUCAGCUCCCACAUUCAGCGAGUGAUUUUGGCUUUUGGUCAAGAAUUUGUCCAUGUAAGUCAUUUUUCUAAUUAAUUGCCACCUUGAGUGAAGACUACCUUUCAUUUUUUUGCUUGAGUCCGUAAAUUGCUUAACUGGUUUCAGUAACUGAAAUUCAAAACUCUGACUGUAUUUGAUCAAAAACAAAGCCCCUCAUAUUAAUCCAGGGAGUUACAGAGCCGAGCCAAGCUGAAACUAUAGAAAUUGUGUUCCUAACUGAUCCUGUAGAUUUUGAGUCCUUCGAGCUGUUGAAUUUUAUAUAUCAUUAAAUGUAGAGUUUUUAUUUUCCUCAUGGUGUGAACGAAGGCAUUCUAAUAUCUUGUGCCAGAGAAGCUUUGUUUUCAUUUUUUUAAAUGGUGAACCCUUUUUUAGUGGAAAACUACGAUAAAUGGUGUGCAUUUAUAGAUUGAAAUUUAAAAAAAAAUACGAAGUUUAUCACUUUUUGAAGAUUGCAGUGUUCACUCAAUAGUUUAAAAUUGUGAUGAAAGGGCGUUGUAACUAAAUUAAACAAAGAAGCUAUUACAUUUCAACUCUCGCCCAUCUGGAAUUGCAUAGUUCUAUCUAUACAACAAAAUGUCAAAAUACAUGCAUAUUAUGCUAUUGGUGACUAAUUAAAUGAAAACUUGUUUUGUGACUUUAAUACUAAGAGAAUUUCAUAAGGCCGGUUUCCUAUAAAUCCAAGUUAAUUUGUAUUUUCUUUAUAUAUGCCCUUGGGAAAAGAAGAUUUUUCAAAUUUGGUCAUUAAUAGUUUAAGCUCUCAAAGUAAUUUCCUAAGACAGUUUUUAGAGACAACAAUCAUUGUUUUACUUUUACAAUAUAUUUUCUGAUAUUUUUAAUUAUAUGUUUCUUUCUUCAGGCAAGAAAAGGUGAACCAUAAACUCUCUAGAGUUUUAGAUAGAAUUUUAACUUUUCAAGACUGAACUUGAUUUUAUCAUUUCAUGAAUUUAUUCAUUAAGUAUCUUAGACACCUAUUUGUAGAAUAUGCAAUGUUUGCCAAACAAGUUCAUGGUUGCAAAAUCUUCAUCACUCAACUUAAUAUGAUCACCAUCAACAGAGGCUACAUUUAUCAAGGCAUUUGGACCUAUGCUAUCACUAGACCCCUAAGCUAAAACUAAGGCAGAGGAAAUCUCAUAAGUCCGAUCAGUUUCACUGGAAGACGUUCUUCAAAUGGACUGCGCAUAGCAAUAAAGAACCAAGAAUGUCUUUGGAACCAAGUCACAUUUAACUGGUUUUUUUUUUUUUAAUAAUAAAACUAAUCCCAUAUUAUGAAUCAAACUAAGUUCAAAAGCAACACUAUAGUCUUUAGUCGCAUAAUUUGUCUAUGCCUGGUUAAAUGUGGUUUUUAAACUCAAACAAGGAUUCCUCUUGAUCUCAAAAUCACAAGAAUAUAAAUGAACGUCCUUGUAAAACAUCAAGUUCAAAUUCCCUGAUAAUCAUUAGCUAAAAAACGUCAACCUUUUCUCUCCUGGAAUUCUUUAGUUUAUUUUCAGAACCUUGUUUAAAAUUACUCUUAUCCUAAGAAUUUAAGUACUUGGGUGUUUAUUUCAUAAUUUAUCUGCCUAUUACGGUUCAACCCCAAAAACACUAAAUAUCUCUUUUUCCCUGAAUAUAAGAUUACUGUGCACCAGUCUUUUAACCAAGAACAAUCUUUCACCAUCAAAAAAUUUCAAUUUACUUGUCAAUGGAAGGAACAGCUUUGAAUCAAUAACAAAUAAAUUGAUAAUAAAUUCUGUA